GUGCACACUAAGCAGUUUGAACUCCCCUUUUUUAAACUUUCUCGUCGGAGAAAGCCUUCGGCGUUACAACUAAAAGGGCUUUAACACAAAAAGAUGCGACUUUUGGUGUCGGAGUCCCUGUGAUGAGAGCUGUUUCCAAGAGAUGAAGUGGCUGAUGAGAAGCAUUUUUGUGGAACUGCCUUUGCAAUACGCGACUGAAUGUCUUUCUUGGUGGUGGUGCGGCUACACUUCGCGUCUUCUCUGAUAGCCUGCUUUUACCGGAGAUGUAAAAAUGAGCGAGCGGGUUACGCUGAAGCGGCGCACGAGGGUUUUAACGGAAGGACCGACUAGUGCUGGUAUCAAACCUACAACCUUCUACUCGCAACACCAUCUCUCCAGCCAAUAGACUGCUCUGCCUCCCUGAGUCCUCCCACUAAAAACAACCUGUAUCGCAUUUAUAGUAUGGAUAUCCGAACGUUUCACCUCGCUCAAAUUCAUAUUCACAACUUUCCACCGGGAGUGGGUUUAGCCUAAUUUGUAAGAAAUUGUGAUACAUUCUUAGAAUGACCCUCACUUUUCCGUGUGUUCCAGUCAUAUUCUGUGGCUCUCUGUUAUUUUUCCCACGUUUCUAUUAGGAUUUCAGAGCCCCCGAACACUUAAAAGAGUUGUAGCCUAAAUCUCGUCAGCUCUCAUGGGACUGAGGCAUUCGUCGCGUUGUUUGCUGCUACGGCGGAAGAUGGCGGAGGCGGACAGCUCAGAGAGGCAGCAGCCUGUAAUGUCCCCCAUUUCUCAGUCUGCUCAGCCCUCCCCACUGCCUAAACCAGUGCCUACUACCCACCAUGUGCCCUGCGUCCCCCAUACGCCUCAUGUAGCAGCACUGGCCACCUGUCCUGGUCGAGGCAAGAUUGCCAAGUUCAUCAGCCCCGAGGAAAUGACAUCACGGGACUACUACUUUGACUCUUAUGCUCACUUUGGCAUCCAUGAGGAGAUGCUGAAAGAUGAGGUGCGGACACUGACCUACAGGAAUGCCAUGUACCACAACAAGCACGUGUUCAAAGAUAAAAUAGUCCUGGAUGUCGGUAGCGGCACUGGAAUCCUCUCAAUGUUUGCUGCCAACGCCGGUGCCAAACAUGUGUACGGGAUUGAAUGCUCAAGUAUAUCUGAAUAUUCAGAGAAGAUUAUCAAGUCGAAUCACUUGCACAAUGUCAUUACCAUCUUCAAGGGCAAGGUGGAGGAGGUGGAGCUGCCUGUGGAGAAGGUGGACAUUAUAAUCUCAGAGUGGAUGGGCUACUGUCUUUUCUACGAGUCCAUGCUCAACACGGUCAUCUUUGCCAGGGACAAAUGGCUGAAACCUGGAGGCCUGAUGUUCCCUGACAGAGCAGCACUCUACGUGGUAGCCAUUGAAGACAGGCAGUACAAGGACUUUAAGAUACAUUGGUGGGAAAACGUAUAUGGGUUCGACAUGAGUUGCAUUCGCAAUGUGGCCAUCAAAGAGCCUCUGGUAGAUGUGGUAGAUCCCAAGCAAGUGGUGACGAACGCCUGCCUUCUGAAGGAAGUGGACAUCUACACUGUGAAGCCAGAGGACCUGUCCUUCACCUCAGCCUUCUGUCUGCAGAUUCAGCGCAAUGAUUACGUCCAUGCUCUGGUCACCUAUUUUACCAUUGAGUUCACCAAAUGUCACAAGAAGACUGGUUUCUCCACUGCUCCAGAUGCCCCAAGCACACACUGGAAGCAGACUGUGUUUUAUUUAGAGGACUACCUAACUGUCAAGAAGGGAGAGGAGAUCUUUGGCAGUCUUGCUGUCAGGCCCAACGAGAAGAAUGUGCGUGACCUGGAGUUCACCCUUGAGCUAGAUUUUAAAGGGCAACUAUGCGAGGCCGCCAUUUCCCACGACUACAAAAUGCGUUAGGAACAACAGACCAAGCCGUGCCGCAGACCUAGCCUCAGCCCCUCUGGUCAGCGAGGGGGAGGGCACAGGCUCUCCAACAAGCAUUCCAGUUUGCCAGGGAGGGCAUCUGGGCGCAUCUGAUUGGAUGCCAUCAAGUCAGCAUCUAGGUGAUGUCAUCACAAUAGGCACGCAUCUAUCAGCAAUAGUGCCAUCAUGUGUACCAACUUGAUUGACUCGGGCACCUCAUUGAAUGUAUCAUCCUACUUGAUUUUUUUUUUUGGUCUGUUUCUGAGAAUUAUUUUGAUUGAUGUAUGAAAUGAAAAUCAUUUAUUUAUUAUUAUUACAAUGAAUGGAAAACGAUUAACUUGUGUGAUGUUAAGAGGAUUAUAGCACAGUCAUUAACUGUUUUACCUUUAGUAACAUUUAUUACAUAUUGUAUAAUUGUAUAGAGAGUACAGUAAUUCAUUGUUUUUUUUGUUUUUUUAGCAAGUAUCUGCAUGUGAAUCCUUUUUCAUUUUUUAAUUUCAGAAAGAUGUGAAAUGGAAUUUAUUUCUUUAAUUACUGAGAACUUUGGUGCCAGAAAAAAGAGAACAAUGCCUCAGAACAGUAACAAACAUGAUGCAAUUAUGCCAUGUACCACUUUGUUUAGAGAUCGGAUGAACAAAGAAUAUGGAAAAAAAAAAAGAAUGUGGUGAUGAAUAAAAUGUCAAAGA
This is a messenger RNA of Pelmatolapia mariae (spotted tilapia), 2580 nucleotides long. RefSeq names its product protein arginine methyltransferase 8b (gene prmt8b). Gene Ontology annotation, molecular function: protein-arginine N-methyltransferase activity. The transcript is spliced from 10 exons. Gene Ontology annotation, cellular component: plasma membrane. The coding region runs from base 671 to 1888 and encodes 405 amino acids. Gene Ontology annotation, biological process: peptidyl-arginine methylation. The record is from RefSeq and is a predicted model, not a curated record. Lineage: Eukaryota; Metazoa; Chordata; Actinopteri; Cichliformes; Cichlidae.